UUUACCCCAGCUUCCGCUCUCUCGGCGACGGCUACAAGGUGCUCAGUCAGGUCUUCUUCGGGCCCAGGUCGUUGCUGCCCUACGCAAAGGUCUUCUUCGGGCCCUUCGCCGGCGACGAGCACCACCAGUAACACACUGGACUACAAUGGAGAACAUGCGUUAUGCUGAGGAGCUCGUGAGGGAGUUUCUAGUUUUCAGGGGUUUCACAAGUACGCUGCAAGCGUACGAGUCAGAGUUGUCUACUGAGAUUGGCAGGAACUUUCAAGCAGAUAAGAUCGUGGAUUUGGUGUUCUCAGAGUAUGUACCGAAGUACCAACUGGACAGGUUGGUCGGUCUGUUUGCCUUUUUCAAGCAGUGUUUCAUGUCACCUGCGGACACAGAGUUGUUCUCUACCCUUGUUAAGUUGGAGCUGUCAGCAUUAAGGUACUAUGUUAUUAAUGCUUUGAAAUCUGGAAGACAAGACAAAGUAAUUGAAUUCUUUGGUGAAAAUGGCAAUUAUCUGUUGCAAAAACGUGGAGAUUGGUUGGCAUGGUUUGCUAUUCCAUAUAUUAAGAACCCAAGCUUGGAUCCGCAGUUCCGUGUAUAUUUCUCCAAAGAGUGGCUGGACACUUUGGUUCUUUCAUUCAGGAAUUUUUUGAGCGGGAUAUUCAAUGAUACUCGGACCCCAGCUCUUAUGAGAAUUAGUAGUGAAAAGAAUACCAUCAAAUCCCUCAAGAAUGACAUAAAGCAACUGAACAAUAAAUUGGCGGAGCUACAAGCAUCCUUAGAGGCGAAGGAAGAUGAGAUCUCUCAGUUGAGGAGGAACUGUAAUAGUGCUGGUUAUGGAAUCAAGAAUGUAGUUGGUACUAGUACAGUUGGUUUCCCUCAUGAAGAGAGAUCAGAAAACUAUGAAGAAUCCUCGGCCUCAAGUAGCAUGAUACAGGGUUUUGAUUCUCGGUCCUCAAGUUCAGUGAAAUCUUAUACAAGAGGUGGGAAAUUCCAUGAAUCUUCUGAGAUAAGCCAUACAGAGGAUGAGCAGGUUUUGGUGACUGAGGAAGACUUUCCUGAAGUAAAAGUGGAUUUCCAGGAAACAUUUUUAGGCCAUAACAGUUCAAUUAGCCGAUGUCGAUUUUCUGCGUCUGGGUCAAAUAUUGCUAGUUCAUCAAUCGAUGGUACAGUUAGGAUUUGGACAUAUGAUUCAUCAACACCAUCAUCCAGAAAUGCUACUAUAUACUGUGGGUCUGAAGUCAGUGCACUUUCUUGGGAAUGCAGAUCUGACAGAUUGCUGCUCAUAGGCACAGCUAAUGGAGGAAUUAAGGCUUGGAAUGCUGAUGCAAAGAGAGUUGUUUGCGACCUGAGUACAUCUAGAGACUUUCCAAGCAUCUUAGAUUUGAAAUGCAGCCCUGUUGAACCUGUGUUUGUCUCUGCAGCAGCAUCAAGACGGCAUGGGUCAACUACAUUUGAGAGAACAGGAUUUGCCAACUUGACCGUGUGGCAUAUGAAAACAUGGAAACCAUUGACAGUCCUCCCUCUUGGCGAGGAUCCACCUGCUAUUACUUCUCUUUGCUUCAAUCACAAUGGAAAAAUUUUGGCAGCGUCUGCUACAGAUGGAAUGAUUCACAUGUUUGACAUGUCUGCUGGUCUUCAAAUUACAGGAUGGCCUGCCCAUGAUUCCCCUGUGAGCUCAGUUCUUUUUGGGCCAGCAGAAACUAGCAUCUUCAGUUUAGGCUCAGAUGGAAAGAUAUUUGAAUGGAGCUUGCACAAUCAAGGUCAAAUUCUUUGGUCAAGAGAUUGCAGCAGAUUUUGCAAUCCGGAGAGCUUUAAAACACGAAUGCAUGAAAUAGCAUUGGAUUCAAAUGGCAAGAGGCUGCUGGUUACCUCCGGUUUGGUUCGGGCCCCAAUAUAUCAGGUACAAGGCCAUGAAAGUGGAUUGAGGACACUACCCCACAGUUCAUCUAUCACAAGUGUGGAUUGGCAUCCAACACUGCCAAUGUACAUCACUGGGUCUGCAGACCACUCUGUCCGGGUCACAUCUAUUUUAUGAUCUAUAAAACAAGGUACUGGCAACAAUCUUUCCUAGCAUGCAUUGAUCCUUAUCGACAGUCUUAUCCAUGUGUGAGGCUCGGUGUCAUGAUAUUUUGUCCCAUGGAAGAUGAACUGUGUUUUUGUUUUGUCGCUGCGCUGUGUCUAGUUCUAUACCCUUUGGUGGGUUGUUCCAACAGUUUUGUUGUUGUAAACAGGCCUAGAAUUAGAAUUAUGUGAUCGUGUACACACUAGGGAAGACUGAAAUGUUUCAGGCCUCUUCCGUUAUUCGAACAUUGUCUCAUCAAAAGCAUGUGAAAGAUGAAUGCAUGAUUUCAGUCUCGUAGUGGCUGUUGGUAAGUAGGAACACCUUAUGGCCUCUGUCCACUGUAACAUCGAGGCCUUUCAUGUUUCUCGGAAACCAUGUUUUGCACGAAUACAUUGAUGUGCUACAGUUUGAGGUUGAAAUUUACUGUACCAAUGAACAUUGUUUGCAACUUGUAUUGAAUUUGUAUUCCACGUUUGAAGUAUAUCUAGAUCAAUUGA
Messenger RNA from Sorghum bicolor (sorghum), 2547 nucleotides. Its product is annotated as WD repeat-containing protein 91 homolog. The record is from RefSeq and is a predicted model, not a curated record. Gene Ontology annotation, molecular function: protein binding. Bases 146 to 2023 code for a protein of 625 amino acids. Lineage: Eukaryota; Viridiplantae; Streptophyta; Magnoliopsida; Poales; Poaceae. The transcript has 16 exons.